AUGGCAUAUUCUAGUUCCAACACACCAGUAUCAAUUAUCAGCCCUCAUUUCUGUGCUCCUGAAUCCAUUAAUCUUGCAAUUGUCCUGAAGGUUUUGACCACAACUGAUGCCAACUUUGUAGUUACAGACAUCAAUGGCAAUAUUGUUUUCAAAGUUGAAAGAGCUUUUAUAACCAUCCAUGACCAACGAGUUUUGCGAGACGCUGCCGAGAAUCCCAUUGUCACACUCAAAUGGAAGCUAUUGAGGGAAGAUAGCACAGACUCCAGUGAUCUUAUAUUUUCAGCGAAAACAUCUUUGAUUUUUCAGUUAAAGACUAAAUUUAAUGUGUUCCUGGCAGACAACACAAAGGAGGAUGUUUGUGAUUUUAAGAUUAAAGGGAGUUGGUUGAAAUGUUCCAGUCUUAUUUAUGAUGGAGAGUCUUCCAUCAUAGUUGCAGAAAUGCGCAAGAACGGCAGUAUUCAAAGCGUCUUGAUAGUUCAUGGUGACAGUUAUCCCAACAUCGAGUAUGCAUUCAUCGUAGCCCUUAUCGUGAUUCUUGAUGGGAUAAAUAAUUUGGACGAUUGA
Molecule: messenger RNA, 564 nt
Organism: Durio zibethinus
Lineage: Eukaryota; Viridiplantae; Streptophyta; Magnoliopsida; Malvales; Malvaceae
Source: RefSeq, a predicted model, not a curated record